Molecule: messenger RNA, 2085 nt
Organism: Maniola jurtina (meadow brown)
Lineage: Eukaryota; Metazoa; Arthropoda; Insecta; Lepidoptera; Nymphalidae
Product: zinc finger and BTB domain-containing protein 41-like
Exons: 12
Coding region: 7-1944 (645 amino acids)
Biological process (GO): regulation of transcription by RNA polymerase II
Cellular component (GO): nucleus
Molecular function (GO): zinc ion binding; RNA polymerase II transcription regulatory region sequence-specific DNA binding; DNA-binding transcription factor activity, RNA polymerase II-specific
Source: RefSeq, a predicted model, not a curated record
UCUAAAAUGGAACAAGACGUAGAGACGAGUUUUAGAACUCUCUGUUGUACAUGCUUGAGCACUGAUCGAAAUGUGAUCUCAAUAAAUGGUUUAACAAACAUUUAUCAAGUUUUCAGACUUCUUAUGUAUGACUACGCGGGUGAUAGGUACGGGGAUUCCAUAAUAGAACUGGAUCAGCUGGUAUGCUGGGAGUGUCUGGCCAUCAUGAAAAAGUUCAGCAAGUUCAAACGGCAGGUGCACAAUGCGCAGGAGCAUUUAAGAGUGCUAGCCAUGAGUCAGGCUCAAGAGACUAUGGACCACACGUACAUGUCGCAAUCCCUUUCAUCACUGGAGUCCGUCAUAAAGACCGACUUUGACAGGGUCGUAGUGGACUGUAGGGCUACUGACAAGUCUACGGAGUGGCCACAGCACUAUAUAACUAUAAGCACCACCCCGAAUGUUAAAAAUGAGGGGUAUGAUGUUGCUCAGGCACUGCGAGAUCAUAUCAGUUUGGGGAUAGAAGACCACGUGAUGGGAGUGCCAGAAAUAGUGCUAGAGAACCCGGUCUCUGGAGUUAUGUCCCACAUCGUGGUGGAUGCCAGCUCAUUGGUCUCAGCCGAUGAAACUUACACUGAGCAGUCUGUUAAAGGGGAAAUGCCUGAGUUGACUCUCGACUCAACAGCGAUCGGCGAAACGGUCAUAAUAACUCAAACGCCCAAGCCUGAGACUAAACCCGACCUGAAAUGCGGUUACAUCACAGAGUAUAUGACUGAAGCUGACAUGUUGGCUGCUAGGGAAGAACAAAAGAAGAAGAUCCACUAUGUAUCGCUGGUGUACAAGUGUGAGUUGUGUAUCGUUGGGUUCUACACACAACAGCAGGUGGAAGACCACUUCCUCACGUUGCAUAGAGAGAAACCCGGACACUCACCCUGUAGAAUAUGCUACGUCUAUAUUGCGGACGAUAAGUUGACGGGACACACAGACAGUCACUAUAUCAGGCGUGUCUGUAAAAUGUGUAACCAUAUUGAAUACAGCGUUCAACUGAUUGCUCAACACGUGCGCGAGCAUUUGAGCAAACCCAAACCCAACUCGCUCAUACAGAUCGACGAUCGUCCGGAGCGGCAAAAGAAGCGUAAGAAAAAAAACAAAAUAAAAGAGGAACCGGAAACGCCACCGAAACCGGGUGAUCUUCGCAAGUUGCUGUCAAAAACCACUAUAGUAGGAUAUAAAUGCUUAGAGUGUGAAAUGUUUUUCAAAACGUCCCGGGCGCGUAAGAAUCACGUGGCAAGAGUGCACAGGGAGGGGUUGCAGUGCGACCAUUGCAAGAAGAGAUUCGUCAAUCGAACAACUCUGGCUACACAUCUUAGGUUACACGAAGGCCCCCUACCUCGGGAAGAAUGCCCCAUCUGCCACAAGAUGGUCCGUUCAAUACAGAUAAAGUACCACAUACAGCGUCACCAGAACUCUACCCGCUAUGAGUGUAAAGAGUGCAACAAGACAUUCUCUCACCUCGCGACCUACCAAGCGCAUCUCAAGUACUCGCGACCGCACGCCUCUGACCAGAUCUUCAAGUUCCCAUGCCCAAUGUGCAAUAAAGGCUACCCCACAAAGCAAGCAAUGCAGGACCACUUCAACUAUCAGCACCUGGGCAAAACCACGCACAAGUGCCCCGUGUGCAGCAAACCCAUAGCCUCCCGAGCUAAUGUGGAGAAACAUAUGAUGCGGGUGCACGGAGAGAAGAAAUCCAAGCCGAGGAACCACGUGUGCCAACAGUGUAGCAAGGCCUUUACCGAUAAGAAAGCGCUGACUCAGCACGAGGUGAUCCACUCGGGAGAGAGACCGCUGAGCUGCGACAUCUGUCAGCAGACCUUCAAGCAGAAAGCCUCGCUUUACACGCACAGGAAGCGAGUCCACAAAGUGUUCCCGGCCAAGCGACAUGUCGAGUUCAUGGAGAAGGCUGAAUAGAACUUCAACUGAGACUCAUAGGCGAAGACUCCUCCUAUCUCUAUCUCUAUCCAAAAAGAGGGGUGUUAUAAGUUUGACGUGUGUAUCUAUGUAUCUGUCUGUGGCAUCGUAGCUCCUAAACUAAUGAACCGAUUUUAAUUU